GUCACAGGGCAGCCCCCGGCCCGGACCGGAGGGAUGCAGAGUGGCGGCGGCGGCGGCGGCAGUGGCGGAGACUGUGGCUUUAAGAGCGCUCGCCGAGCCGGGGAGCCAGCCGGGCGGUCCUUCGCUGCCGCGCACCCCGGCGGAGCCGAGCCGGCCGCCGGCCAGACGGGGCAGCCUGCAGCCGGGCUGCUGAGAACCACCCUCGACCUCAGUGUGAGGGUCCUUCCUCUGAAGAUAUCGUCAGUGUGUGGAGCCUGCCCCACACUCACCCCCUGCUAAAUCACGGCCUUUACCUGUGUCUUCCGGUGUUUCCCGUGCGACCCAUCCUGUGGCAGUGCCUCGUGGGCCGCCCCGGAGUUUGCUCCACGGUCAGCGGCACCAAUGGUGAAGAUGACAAGAUCCAAGACUUUCCAGGCAUAUCUGCCCUCCUGCCACAGAACCUACAGCUGCAUUCACUGCAGAGCCCACUUGGCCAAUCACGAUGAACUCAUUUCUAAGUCGUUCCAAGGAAGUCAAGGACGCGCAUACCUCUUUAACUCAGUAGUUAAUGUGGGCUGCGGGCCAGCCGAGGAGCGAGUGUUGCUAACAGGAUUACAUGCAGUUGCAGACAUUUACUGUGAAAACUGCAAAACCACGCUGGGCUGGAAAUAUGAACAUGCUUUUGAAAGCAGCCAGAAGUAUAAAGAAGGCAAAUACAUCAUUGAAUUAGCACACAUGAUCAAGGACAAUGGCUGGGACUGAUCCAGAGAGCAUCCAUCCAAACCAGUGUCCACGUGAAUGCCAUCCAACUGAACAUUCUCCCCAAGCGUGAGAGCGUGAUUGAACACUUUGGUUCCAUCCAUUUAGGGGCCUUGCCAUCUGGGGCAUUCUCCCACCCUAACACCAUCCUUCCGGUGACCGGCCCCUAAAUUGCUGUCUCUCUGUCUCUUUGCUUUGUAUCUGUUUGUGAGUUGAUCCUGGCUUCUCUCUCUGUUCUGGUGUUGGCUAAAAACAUUUCAACAAAAGGAACAGAUGCCUGACCACAUGGCGGCAGCGCCUCUUGAUUUGGGCCUCUGGGCCCGUGUGUGAGUGCUGCCUGAUGGCCUCUUGACGGGAGCCUAGUGGCCCAGCUUGGGGGUAUGAGGAAGAGGGAAAGAAAAGGAGCCUUAAUGGUCUUGGGGGUGGGGGCGGGCCAGGGACUGGGAGGUAGAGGUAGGAACAAAAUUGUGCUGCUCCCAGAAACCUGGUAACUUAGGCUUGAAAUAAUCAACUUGUCUAAAAGGACAAAGAAAAAAAUACCUCAUGACUGCAUACUCUGUCUAAUCAGAUGCUUCUGUUCCUGACGUCGGAUGUGCCAGGUUAUCAAAUGAACACAAGAAGUGACCCUAAUUCUAGCUGGUGGGGCCGGGGACCUGGGCCAAGUUGGAGAAUGUCCUGGCAGCAAUGAGUGACUUGGGAAAGGCCCAAAUGGCUUUCGAUGAUUCUCUGUCUCUGCUGCUCCUCUGGGUAAUCUUUCCCUCAUUAGCCACUGUUGGAGAGAGGAGAGGGGAUUGCCAUGUACAGUGGGUGCAAGAGCCAAACUUCCCAAAGGUUUUGAUGAGCAACAAAAUAAAAAUCAGUAAUUAUUCUAGAGAUCAGGGAAUUAAGGGAGCUGCUCUUUGGAAGCCUCUGCAAAAAUGUCUCAGAUCUUAGGCCAGAAUCAAAAAAGCAGAACCAGUUAGCGAUUCCUUUUUUUUUUUCUUGACCUUUAAUAAUAAGAGCCUGUGAAAAGUAGGGGAGUUUUGGGGUGCAGUAGUGGGAAUUGUUUAGACUGGUAAGGUGCAUCUUUCCUCUCUGGUUUGUAGUAGCUUCUGAAAGAUCAGCAACUUUCUGUACAUAGAGUUGUGGAUGUUUUUCUCCAAUGCUGUCAUUGUACAAUGUAGAAAACAACAUCAUGAGCUUAGUGAUAACGUGGCCACUAAGUCCCUCAGGCCCCUAACUGUUCUCUUUAAAUUUGACGUGAGACUUUUAAGUUACAGAUUCUAUUAUUACCUCCCAUCCCUCACCUUCUCAUCCAAACUUCAGUAUCUUUGGGAAGCAGAGAACAAAUCCCUGUAAGGCUCAUAAGAGAGAGAGGGAUUUGUUAAUAUUUAAUCAACACUGUGAAGUCUGUUCUAUAGCAAUUCAACCAGUACAUGGUGCAUGACUAAAACUCAUUUAACUGAGUUUCAUGGAAAACCUUCUUAUUUGUAAAGGCGGGUUAUGUUAGGUGAAUCUUAGCAUCUCAUUUUCCCAGUAGGCUGAUCCUAUGCGUAAAGUCAGCUUGUCACAAGGUGGGCCAGAGAGAUCGCUAAAUGGCCUGAGCAUACACUUUGCACGCAGGAGGCCUGUGUUUGAUACCUGGCACCCCGUGAUCCCCCAUGUACCACUAGUAGUGAUCCCCCAACACAGUGCUGGAAAUACCUCCUAAGCAUCACUGGGUACAACUCCCAACAAAAAGCAUAUGAAAAAAGUCACAAAAAAUGAGUUCCGGAGUCAUGAAUCUGAAAAAUGAGAAGAAUCUGCGAGAUGAUGAAUCGAAAUUAAAGUGUCCACCCCAGACAUUUCAGAAUUGAACCAGAUUUCUACUGGGAGGGUGUUCCCAUGGAAAAACAUUUUUGUGUCUCUGAUGCUAAUGGCCGGUGGGCAGCCGAGCUGCUCUGUUCUGCAAUGGGGUCGGCAGGACUGAUGAGGCAGGGCAGUACCGGAGAGCUGCAGCCUCUGGAAGGCCAAAGGUCCUUAGCACUAGAAUUUUGUUCCCCAAAACUUUUUGCCUCUCAAGUUUCGGUGCUUUCGUACUAGGAGUUUUCCGCACAUCUGAGGUUCAGAUGUAGCAUUUUAUUUCUGCUCCCCAAAAAAGUUUCUUUUUGACCCCCAGACCCAUGAUCUCAAAAAGAGUUUUGUGGGUUUUGUUUUUCAAUUUUAACAUUCCUAUGCUGGCUUGUUAGCACAGAGAUCAUGGAUUUUCUUUCCCUGCCUCCCCUACCCCCCACCUUGAAGUGGUAAGUGACCUUUAUUCAUGAAUUCUGAUGGGUCUCAUGAAAUGGCCUGGACUACUGAGAUGCAAUUCAAAUGGGUAGGUGUUUUGUCUUUAAGCCAAAAUAAAAUAAGACAAAAUACAAUGGGGUAAUGCAGAAAAUAAAUAUUUGGGAUGUUCUAGAAUUUUCAGGGGGUACUAUUUUUUCUUAGGUUUGUGGUCCUCCAACUUUAUGGAUCUAACUGGCAUAACUCUUAACUAUGUGGAUUUAACUGUAUAACUCAUACCUGACUUGGAUCAAAGCAGGCUCCUCUUAGAUCUCGGUUCUGUUUUUUUUUUUCCAUUAUCCAUUGAGUAUCCAGUGGGUGCUUGGCACCAUGUUUGGUGCAAGAGAUCUGUGUAGAAAGUUUCCCAUAAGAACAAGGAAAAAAAAAUCUUACUAGACUUUCUCUUUGUGUCAAUGAAACCAAAAGUGCUUCUUAUAACUAACUCCAUUUGUGACUUGCAUAAAGUCUAACAGUAUUGGAGUGGUCACAGCUGAGCCGUGGGGACGUGUGACCUGAUGACAUGAUGGCCUCAGUCACUUCAUUCUUUAAUUUUCUCACCAAAUUGACUCAGAGCAUAACCAAAGACCUCAUCCAUCCCAUUUCCCCCUGCUCAGUUCAGGGAAUUGGAGUUUGAUGGUAAAGCUUAGGGAGGUCCAGGGACAAGAGGAAAGGGAGAAGCAAGAAAGGAAAGGUCUGAUGUUCUGUACCUCAGCCAGACGCUGCCUUCAUUUUCAGCUGAAGACCAGACGGCAGACUCCCGAGUUCUGUCUCCUGUGUGAGUCUAGGUUGUGUGACCAGAGCUGUCCUGGAUUACACCGAACCCCCAGGAUAUUAGUUUUAGAUUGUUGAUGGGUUGAUUUGAUGUGACUCAAGUACAGUCAAAUGUGAUGCCCGUAGACUGUCAGCUAGACCUGACUGAGUAUUGCCUCAACUCCUGUGACAGUACCAUCAUGGGAAUAGGACAGAGGAAACCGUGACUGGUGAGUCAGUACAUACAACAGAGGCAUCCCCUUUAUAAAAAGAUUUUCAAGUGGAUAUAUAUAUAUAUAUGUAUACACAUAUGUAUACAAAAAACACAUAUGUACACAUAUGUAUACAAAAACAUUUGCUUGUGAAAUAUGCUUUUGUAAAUAAUAUUUAAUUUUUUAAAUAAUAUAUUUGGUGCUGUUUUCUCAGAUUCCCUGAGAGCACUUUUUGUUUUGAUUUUUUGAUUCUAUGGUUUCCUCUGCAUUUCUUGAAGUAUAUUUUAAGGGAAACAAUGAUCAUCAAUGUAUUUUUUUUAAAGGUCUUCUACCACUUUAGUCUGGAUGGAGGCUCUUAAGCAAGGCCUCCCCGCAUUUGCCCCAGUAGAACAGAAAGCACUACAGUAUCAGGUUGAGAGUUGAAGUAUUUUCUUGCACCAGUAUUGGGUGGAAAAUGAAAUGAACUAAAAUUAAAUUUAGUGACAGCUUAGAGUGGUUGUCCUUUGAAGAAUUUCCUCCAAUUUGGAAUCUCGUUUAUAAAAGUGUGUGUGUGUGUGUGUGUGUGUGUGUGUGUGUGUCUUUAUGUCUGUAUGUCUGUCUGUCUGUCUCUCUGUCUGUCUGUGAAUGCAUGUGUGUGCAACCCUUUGAAUUGUGCCUCUUGCUUUCUUUUUUACUGGGGACACUACCUACAGUUUACACCUUGGGCACAUAAGGUUUUUCUUCUAUUUCUCUCUGGUUGUUUUGUUUCUGAAUGGACCAACAGCACAAACCACAAGGAUUUUGUUUUCUUGCAUGUGGAGCUCUUACCAGCGGACUUCUUUUAUCUUUUUCUGUGUGCUCAACUUUCACAGACCAUGGAGGAAACCUGUUGUUUGUGAAGAUAAAGCAGAGUCUGAUCUGUGUUUCUGAGACGUGAGUGUAUUCAUCCUGUAGCCCACGGCUCCUGUUGUUAAAGGAGCGACAGCAUGUUAACGAUUAGACUAGAUUGGAACUGAAAGAGCAUUAAUCCAAUUAUAUACAUACCUUGUUAGGUAAAAAGCUUUAAAAAAAUUGGUGAGAUUGCCUCAGGUUCAAAAGAAGGAGCUGGGAAAUCAAAUCUUGAGCUGUCAACUUACAUAUUUUAAAAGAAUCUGCCUCAAAUGAAGAGCAUACUAGUGAUCUAGGUGGAGGACAGAAAAGUAAUUUAAAAAUACAGUUAUAAAAUCUGCCAGCAGUGAAAGGUAAGGCCAUGAAGAGAAAAGUUAUUCUCAUCACCAAACUCUCUCUGCCAGUAUGUUUUUGGUACAAUAUUUUGGUGAAAGCAAGAGUUGGUUCCCUUUUUCCAACCUGCAGAGACUAUCUUUCAGUACAGAAUCUGUCUAUUUAUGCUUCUGUUUACAAACUGUAUUUGUUGGGUUUGGGUUUUGUUAUUUUAUUUUGCUUCAUUUUUUUUUUUGGUGGCAUUUUUCAAGACACUUUGCUUCAGUAACAAGAUAAUUAUUUUUAAAUAAUCUGUCUUUGCCUUCUCCUGUAUUUGUACAUAGUGAUUCUGUAUUAGAUACAAGUGCAUUGUUUCUGUCAUAUUUCCAAUCUGUGUUGGUGCUCAUUUGAGAAAAUAAAGUUUUCAAAUAUUA
This is a messenger RNA of Sorex fumeus (smoky shrew), 5596 nucleotides long. RefSeq names its product yippee like 2 (gene YPEL2). The transcript has 5 exons. Lineage: Eukaryota; Metazoa; Chordata; Mammalia; Eulipotyphla; Soricidae. Bases 382 to 741 code for a protein of 119 amino acids. The record is from RefSeq and is a predicted model, not a curated record.